Meleagris gallopavo (turkey) is the source of this 2552-nucleotide messenger RNA. Its product is annotated as actin, alpha skeletal muscle B-like. NCBI's taxonomy places the organism in Eukaryota, Metazoa, Chordata, Aves, Galliformes, Phasianidae. The record is from RefSeq and is a predicted model, not a curated record.
GUAAUGGAAAUCCUGCCCUAAUUUAUCUAGGCCUUUCUGCUGUCACAGCGAUAAGCAGAAACUGAAAAAAAGGUUUCCAAAAAUGGCUUGACUCAUGUAGAUAUUCUGUGAACUCCAUUCCUGAAGCUGUUAUAAAUGUAAUGGAAGAUGAGAUUACUUCAUUUACGAAGGUGCUUUUACAGAUCAUCACCAUUUCCCAGCCCAAACUGAGGCACUAUGUGUGAUGAUGAUGAAACCACUGCCCUUGUUUGUGACAAUGGGUCUGGUCUUUGCAAAGCUGGAUUUGCAGGAGAUGAUGCUCCAAGAGCCGUGUUUCCAUCCAUUGUUGGACGUCCUCGACAUCAGGGUGUUAUGGUUGGAAUGGGUCAAAAAGACAGCUAUGUAGGGGAUGAAGCACAAAGCAAAAGAGGGAUCCUGACGCUGAAGUAUCCCAUUGAGCAUGGAAUCAUCACCAAUUGGGACGACAUGGAAAAGAUUUGGCAUCAUUCUUUCUACAAUGAGCUCCGCGUUGCACCAGAGGAGCACCCUGUGCUGCUGACCGAGGCUCCAUUGAACCCCAAGGCCAACCGUGAAAAAAUGACUCAGAUUAUGUUUGAGACAUUCAAUGUGCCAGCCAUGUAUGUAGCAAUUCAGGCAGUGCUGUCUCUGUAUGCAUCCGGAAGAACCACUGGGAUAGUUUUGGAUUCUGGGGAUGGUGUCACGCACAAUGUACCCAUCUAUGAGGGCUAUGCUUUGCCCCAUGCAAUUAUGAGGCUGGACCUUGCAGGCAGAGAUCUGACUGACUAUCUCAUGAAGAUCCUUACAGAGAGAGGCUAUUCUUUUGUCACCACUGCGGAACGGGAGAUUGUGAGAGAUGUAAAGGAGAAGCUUUGUUAUGUGGCUUUAGAUUUUGAAAAUGAAAUGGCAACUGCUGCUUCCUCCUCCUCCCUUGAAAAGAGCUAUGAGCUUCCUGAUGGACAAGUCAUCACCAUUGGAAAUGAAAGAUUCCGAUGUCCAGAAACUCUUUUCCAGCCAUCCUUUAUAGGGAUGGAGUCUGCAGGAAUCCAUGAAACUACAUACAACAGCAUUAUGAAAUGUGAUAUUGACAUCCGUAAGGAUCUAUAUGCCAACAAUGUACUCUCUGGAGGAACCACAAUGUAUCCUGGUAUUGGUGACCGUAUGCAGAAAGAGAUCACAGGUUUGGCUCCAAGUACCAUGAAAAUUAAGAUGAUUGCACCACCAGAACGUAAAUACUCCGUCUGGAUUGGAGGUUCAAUAUUGGCAUCACUGUCCACUUUUCAGCAGAUGUGGAUUAGUAAGGAUGAAUACGAGGAAGCUGGGCCCUCUAUUGUCCAUCGCAAGUGCUUUUGAAUGCUUCCAUUGGCUACUGUCUGUGAUAAGAAGUGCUGUUUCUCUACACAUUACCUGCUCUUCUUUGCUAUGAGUGAAUCCUGGUUUGGCUUUCCUCUACUUGCAAUAAAGCACAUUGUGUGGAUGUCACAUGAAUUAGUACAUUACUUCUAAGCUUUUAAUGCUCAAACAAGGCUAACUUUUCAGUGAUAGGUGUUUUUCAAGAUUAAUUACAGCAAUUGUAGUACACAGUUUGUAGACACCUCCCCAGUUUUUAAGAUCUAACUGCCAUACAUGGAGGAGGUGGCAUACCUUACAGCUGUAUGUUAGUCUCUGCUAUUUGGGGUUAAGUCUGAAGAACGCAAGUAGUAUGGGAUUCUUUCAAACUCGCACAUAAUGCAAGAUUUGGGUACCAUAUGUGGCUUUUUUUGUGCAGUUCAGUGGCAGACAGGAUUUUUCUAAGGGGAUUUAUUUUACUGAGGAUACAGCGGAUUUAUGUGGGAUCUACUGUGCACAUAGUGUUCAUUUGGUAGUGCUCAUAUGGAUGUCUUUCCUUUGUCUGCUGAAAUUGUUUGGCGGGAGUCCUUUGUCUCCCUGUGACCACCACUCACCAACAGCAAUGAGUUUCAACAAGCUACAGUGACAUUUGCACAUAGACGUAACAGGCUAACUUAGUUCUAAUAUUGUUUUAUUCAUCUCUUUUACCGGGCAGUCAAAUGAUAUUUCAUUUACUUCAUCUGUAUCUGUGCUAUGCUAAGCUAAUGGUUAUUGAGUAAAUAAUAACCUUUUAAAUAUGUUAUUAAAAUAUUCUGGGUUUAAUGGAUCAAUGAAAGUGUAAUUAUCCAUGUAAAGCUGAUGGUAGCAUACAUUAAUUUCACAGAGUUUACUUUAUCUGUUAUACAUAAAAUAAUAAUUACUGAGUUCUAAUUUAAUUUUAUUAUGAAAAUGGCUUCAUUUCCUCUGAGUUUUCUAGUCAAAUAAUUUUUAAGUGAAAACAGAAUUGUUUCACAAUUUCCAUUAAAAAUUUACAUCUUCCUGAAUAAGGAAUGUUCAUAAUGUUUUUUUUUUUAUGAUGAUUAAAGCAAGUUAUGGAGAUCACGUUUUACUGUUUCAGAUACCAGAAAAGUGUGUUCUAUAUGAUUCUGGAUUUUGGAUUGGUGGUGAUGUAGGUUUUGAUGUCAUUCAUUGUUUAAAUAAAACCUUCUGAGUUACUGCACUGAGAA